AUGACAAGCCUAAAGAGCUUACAGAAUCUGCGUCAUGCUUUCACUUGGAAUAUGUUGAUAGCAUACGCUCUCAUUGCCACUAGUGUCUUUAGCUAUGGUUUUGACGACGCUGUUUACUCGACUAUCCAGACUAUGGACUCUUUCGAGAAACAAUUCGGCACCUACGAUAACUCUACUGGGGAAUACGGAUUCAGUACCCAGCAUUUGGCCUUCCUUAAUUCCCUCGGUCUGCCUGCGAAAGCAGCUGGCACAUUCAUCGGAUGGGCAAUUGGAGAAUACUAUGGACGUCGAGCCUGCUUUAUCGGCAUGCAGCUGAUGUGCAUUGUUGGUAUCUCAGUCAGCUACAGCGCGACAACUUUUGGUCAGAUCCUGGCCGGGCGGAUGAUAGUGCAGUGUUUCAUUGGCUGGGAGGACUGGCUUGUGCCCAUGUUCCUCGCUGAGAUCAGUCCUAGUGUGGUACGUGGGGCGACGGUGGUGAUAUACGUCUUUGCCCACAUGUUUGGCUCAUUUAUUUGUGCUAUCAUCACGUAUGAAACGGCCAAGUUAGAGGGAAACGUUGCUUGGAAAAUCCCGAUCGGUGUGAUGUGGGCGUUUCCCUGCUUCAAUCUGCUCUGUAGUUGGCUUGUGCCAGAAAGCCCUCGGUGGCUUGUCCGAAAGAACAAAAUCCAGGCGGCGACGAAACAGCUCGAAUAUCUGAACAAGGGGAAGGAUAUAGAUGUUGCUGAUGAAGUGGCUUUCUUGCAGGCGUCUGUAGAGGCAAACGCACAGACAAAAGGUUCCUGGGCCGAACUUCUCCAGGGGACCAACCGAAGAAGGACAAUGAUUGCAGUCAUGACGGCGGCUUUCAACCAACUGACCGGACAAGCCUUCGUCAGUCAGUAUGGCAGUCUGUUCGUCAAAUCCCUAAAUGUCAUGAACCCGUUCGCCUUCACGCUAUUAUCCCGGGGCAUCUCGACCAUGGGUCCUCUAGUUACCUUCUCCUUAGUUGACACUACUGGAAGACGACCCAUAUACCUGAUUGGCGGUACCAUGACCACCGCCCUGCUCAUGACUUGUGGUGGACUAGGGACAGGCACCAUAACCGAUGGCAAAAAGCGUGGAGUUUGCGGGGUGCUCAUGAUGUACGGGCUGUUCUACAUCAUGUCAUUCGGGUCUAUUUCCGUAAUCACAGGCGCAGAAACACCCCAUCUCCGACUCCGCGAUAAGACCUCGGUUGUUGCCUGGCUUAUCCGCAUUGUAUGCGACUUUGCAGUCUCCUACUCUCUUCCAUACCUACUCAAGGCCCCAUAUGCCGAUCUCCAGUCCAAGGUUGGCUUUAUCUAUGGAUCCCUUGCAGCCCUGGGAGUGGUUUGCGGAUAUUUCUUCCUUCCCGAACUCACAGGACGCUCCCUGGAGGAGCUGGAAGAGAUGUGGCAGCGGCGCAUCCCUGCGCGAAAGUUCGCUGACUGGGACUCAGACCGCACCGGAAGUAUUGAAGCAAAAGAGGGCGGAACAGAGGAGGAUGCUGAGAAGGCCAAAGGAGGACUGUCUCAGGCAUAUGCCAGUGUCCGAGCCGCCUUCACCUCGGGUCGCACGAAGAGCAAAGAUUGGAGACGCCAUCAGCUUAAGAGAGCCUGGUGGAUGGUCGAGGACAACAAGGGCCGCAUUCUUGAUGCCCUUCGCGCCGACUUGAACAAGCAUCCUCUGGAAGCUAUGCUGGGGGAACUUACGGGCCUCCAAAAUGACAUUCUGCGUACCCUUGACAAGCUAGACGAAUGGACGAAGGAUGAGAAGCCUACACGAUGGGAUCCCAUCAACUUCCUGGGCGGAACUGUAGUCCGUCAAGAGCCAUUGGGCGUGUCAUUGAUUAUUGGCGCCUGGAACUUUCCUUUCAUGUUGACACUACAACCCUUGGUCGCUGCCAUUGCCGCUGGCUGUGCGGUGGUUCUAAAGCCAUCUGAGGUUGCACAAGCCUCUCAGGAUCUCCUGAUGGAAAUCAUCCCUAAAUACCUGGAUCGCGACGCCAUUCAAUGCAUCAGUGCAGGGCCUUUUGAAAUGAAGCAUAUUCUUGAAACUCGGUUCGAUCACAUCUUCUACACCGGAUCUGCAAAAGUAGCCAAGAUUGUCUAUACUGCUGCUGCCAAAUAUUUGACGCCGGUCACUUUGGAAUUGGGGGGCCAAGGGCCUGCAAUUGUUGCUCCUUCUGCGGACAUUGACCUCGCGGCGAAACAUGUCGCUUGGGCUAAGUUUAUGAACGCUGGACAGGUUUGCAUUAACGUGAAUCACGUCCUCAUCGACCCCAGCAUACGUGAAGCUUUUGUAACAAGACUGAUCCACUACUUUGAUGAGUUCACUGGCGGUCGAGAGAACCAACCAGACUACUGCAGUCGCAUCAUUAAUGAGCGAAAUUUCGAUCGUCUUGAGUCUCUUCUCGAUAGAACAUCUGGCAAGGUCAUUUACGGUGGCAUUCGCAACCGCCAAACUCGAUACUUCGGACCUACCAUUGUCGUGAACGUCAAUCCUGAUGAUUCCCUUCUAUCUGAAGAACUCUUCGGUCCCAUUCUACCCAUCAUUGACGCGGACCUUGAUACCGCCAUCUCUUUCACUCGCAGUAAUGAGCACCCCUUAGCCCUCUACGCCUUUACCAACGUUGAGUCGGAGAAGACACGCAUUCAGAACGAGACUGCUUCUGGUGGUGUGACCUUUAAUGACUGUAUCCUUCAUGCCGCUGCUCUUGAUGCACCUUUUGGCGGUGUAGGAAACUCAGGUAUUGGUUCCUACCAUGGCAAGUACGGAAUCCUUGCUUUCUCGCAUCUUCGCACGUAUGCGAACGCUAUUCCAACUUGGAUGGAAGGGGUUAUGGGUGCGAGAUAUCCUCCUUAUUCUGACGCAAACAUGACGAAGCUAUCACCGCCUGUCAAGGCGCCUUUUGAUCGAGAAGGGAAUGAUAUAACUUCUCGCAGCAAAUUUCUGAGUACUGCGGCCACUCUGGCAGUUCUUGGUUUUUCAGUUUGGAUGUUCGGAGCGAGGGAGAAGCUACCGCCUUAUGCAAAGAACUGGUUGAGGAAGUGA
Aspergillus welwitschiae is the source of this 3051-nucleotide messenger RNA. RefSeq names its product aldehyde dehydrogenase. Gene Ontology annotation, biological process: transmembrane transport; aldehyde metabolic process. The transcript has 7 exons. Gene Ontology annotation, molecular function: transmembrane transporter activity; aldehyde dehydrogenase (NAD+) activity. The record is from RefSeq and is a predicted model, not a curated record. Bases 1 to 3051 code for a protein of 1016 amino acids. Gene Ontology annotation, cellular component: cytoplasm; membrane. NCBI's taxonomy places the organism in Eukaryota, Fungi, Ascomycota, Eurotiomycetes, Eurotiales, Aspergillaceae.